Molecule: messenger RNA, 1396 nt
Organism: Stegodyphus dumicola
Lineage: Eukaryota; Metazoa; Arthropoda; Arachnida; Araneae; Eresidae
Product: putative nuclease HARBI1
Source: RefSeq, a predicted model, not a curated record
UUUUUCUCCUUAAAAUACCAAACUAAAUACCCUGAAGUAGCAUUUUCCUGUGGUAAGAGAUAACAAAUCAUUUACACCCGUAUUCACCAACUCUUUAACUCAUGAAUUUUCGUCUUAACCAGUGCGUCAGAGCGAAAUCGGUAUUCUCCAACCACAAAACCGUGCGUUAUACUUGCAUCUGAGCGUCGGAUCCUGAUUCACCGAUGGUGGUGGAUUAUUACACUGGUUAAUGUUAAGCAUGCGCAGAACGAUGCUAAGAUGAAAACUUUGUAAAGAUGGAUGCCGUGGGUGAUUUGUUGAUGUUAGAAGAGCUGCAGUCAUUUGAAAGGAGAUCACGACUGGUAGUAACAAACAGAGAUUGUGAUCUCGAUGUUUUAGAUGAUAUAGAUUUUCGUCGGCGGUACCGUUUGAAUAAAACAACGGUAUCGCAUAUAAUUGAUAUUCUAAGUGAAGAUUUGACCUGCAGUGCUAAGAACAACUAUUUAACUCCUGCCGAAAAAGUGUGUAUUGCCCUAAGGUUUUAUGCUUGUGGAACCUUUCAAUUAGUUCUUGGCGAUCUAAGUUCGGUCAGUCAACCGUCGGCUUGCAGGGCAAUAAAUCAGGUAUCACAAUGUCUUGCGAAGCUAUGCCCUCAGUAUAUCAGAUUGCCUGAUACAGAGCACGAAAGACGAGAAGUAAAAUAUGACUCUUCAUUAGUCAGUCAAAAGUUUUUCUCCAGGUUUGGAUUUCCUGGUGUUUAUGGAGCAAUUGAUUGCUCUUUAAUACCUAUUUCUAGUCCUGGUGGUAUAAGAGCUGAAAUGUUUCGAAGCAGAAAAGGGUUUUUUGCUUUAAAUGUACAGACUGUCUGCGAUGCAGACCUGUAUGUUCGAAAUAUUGUUGCUCGCUGGCCAGGAAGUACGCAUGACAUGACAGUUUUUAGCAAUUCUUAUGUUCGCGCAAAACUAGAAGCAGAAGUUCCUCCGGAGUACCAUUUGAUUGGUGAUACUGGAUAUGGAUGCAGAACGUAUCUGUUAACACCAUAUUUGGAUCCAACAUCAGAAGGACAGAGAAGGUAUAAUAAUUCUCACAUAUAUGCUAGGAACACCGUAGAGCGGCAAUACGGAGUAUGGAAGAGGCGUUUUUCCUGCAUUGGGUCAGGCCUCCGAUGUAAAGUGGAAAAUGCCAUGACUAUAAUAGUAGCAACAGCUGUGCUACACAAUAUAGCUCUGCAAAUGAAUGAUUUUUUUGAGGAAGAUGAUGAUACAGAAGAUGAAAAUACAAAUCCUGUAUUUCAAGAACGAAAUGUGGCAGGAUUUGCAAAACGCAAUGCAAUUGUCAGAGAGUAUUUCACAUAAUAAUGUAAAAAGAUUUUUUAAAAAAUAAUGCUGUUAAAUAAAUUUUUAUAUUAUAUUAUAAA